Molecule: messenger RNA, 2209 nt
Organism: Striga asiatica
Lineage: Eukaryota; Viridiplantae; Streptophyta; Magnoliopsida; Lamiales; Orobanchaceae
Source: the annotation of a GenBank genome assembly
CUAGAAAUAAACUUGUCUCACUUUCGAAUUUUCCCGCAAAAACCCCUCCGUAAGAACGAAACCCUAAUCCCCAAUUUGAAUUCACACUCCCCCAACAAAUUUCUCCUCGUCUGUUGCAACAAAAGCUCCGGCCAUGCGUGGAUUCCGAUUGCUCCGCCUCCGCAAAACCAUCCACACCUCCUCCGUCCAAAGCCCUAACCCCAUCCCCUUCGCCACCUGCUGCAAAUCCCGCAACUGCCCCCAGCAGCCGAGGAAUCUCCACUCCACUCCUGAACGCCGGUUCCCCUCCUCCGCCGCCACGGACAAUGAAACCGCCGCGCUCACCUGGUCGGCUUUCCCAAACUUGCCACGCCCGCCGCCGCCUAACCCGACUUCCCAGCAAACCCCUGCCGUUGAAACCGUCUACGACCCCACUGCCGACUGUCUGGUCACCACGACAGAAUCCAGUGGCGGCGCCGGCAUCGAAGUCGAGUCCGGCGGUUCGGAAGGAGAAUGUGCACCGAGUCUCGAGGCGAGCAGUCGAGUAUACCGCGAUGUCAUCGGCAGCAGCAGCGUUGGCGGCAGCGUGAGGAAGAAGGGGAAGAUGAAGAGUGUCUUUGUCUGCGUGGACUGUGGGUACUCGGAUGGAAAGUGGUGGGGCAUGUGCAGGGAGUGCGGGGAGGCGGGUACCAUGAAAAGGUUUGCAGUUGAAAGCGCCCAAGUCGAGAGCGCCCAGGAGAAGAAAGGGUGUGGGACUCGUUUGCCAGAAAACCUGGAAAGGUCAUGGCUGCCAAAGGAGGCGACUCCUGUUCGGUUGUCUGAUGUGUCUAAUCAGAUUGAUGAGUCAAAUUGGCGAUUUCCUUUGCGUGGAGAAUUUGGAGCUGAAGUAGAGAGGGUUCUCGGUGGCGGUUUAGUCCCAGGUUCUCUGGUGUUAGUGGGUGGAGAUCCUGGGGUGGGUAAAAGCACGCUAUUGUUGCAGAUUGCUGGAUUGAUAGGAGAAGGGGAUAAUGAAGAUGUUCCAUCUCGAGUUUUAUAUGUAUCUGGGGAAGAGAGUGUUGAGCAAAUUGCAAAUAGAGCUGACCGUCUGCAAAUCCAAACAGAAGGACUUUUUCUGCAUUCAAAUACAGAUGUUGAGGAUAUUCUGGAACAGGCUCAGCCUCUUUCUCCAAAGGCUUUAAUCAUUGAUUCUAUUCAGACCGUCUAUUUACAGAGAGUGACUGGAAGCGCUGGAGGUGUGACACAGGUGAAAGAAUGCACUUCAGCAUUACUAAGGUUUGCGAAGAAGACGAAUAUCCCUGUACUUUUGAGUGGGCAUGUGACCAAAUCCGGAGAAAUAGCUGGGCCACGUCUUUUGGAGCACAUUGUGGAUGUUGUUUUAUAUAUGGAAGUUGUAGUAGAGGGGGAGAGACUUUCAUCUCAUCGAUUGCUUCGAUCAGUGAAGAAUCGAUUCGGCUCCACAGAUGAGCUUGGAGUUUUCAAAAUGUCAGAGGUUGGAUUGCAAGGAGUUCCUAAUCCAAGCGAAAUAUUCUUAGGUGAGCAGCACUCUAAUUCGGAUUACCUCGCCGGGUUGGCUGUGGCUGUGGUUAUGGACGGCUCACGAUCAUUUCUCAUUGAAGUUCAGGCACUGUGUGUGGCUGGCUCAUCUACCAUGACGCACGUGAAUGGUAUUCAACGUAGCAGAGCUGACAUGGUUAUUUCUGUAAGUGAUUCUUCUCAGUUCUUUAACUCACUCAAUGCUGGUGAGUCAAGCUGUAUAUGCCAUGAUUCAGUUACCAAGCAUUGGGUUAUUACGAAGCAAGCGGGUCUUAAGCUACAAGAGAAUGGCAUUUUUCUUAACAUUGUCAGCGGCUUCUUGGAAUGCCCCAUACCCAACGGCAUAGCAUUCAUUGCUGAAAUUGAUCUCAGUGGUGAACUUCGUAUGGUGCCUCAAAUGGAUAAAAGGGUCCACACACUUGCAAAGCUGGGUUACAAGAAGUGUAUUGUCCCAAAAUCUGCUGAGAAUUUGCUCCCUGCUGCAAAUCUUCUAGGAAGGUAUAGCGAGAUCCAAAAGAGACUGCAUCAUUAUUGCAAAUUACAUCUUGGUCCUGAAAUAUCAUUUAUAUCUUAUUGUAGCCGUAAACUUGUCAGCCGCAAUUUGUUGGGUUGUUUUGAUCUGGUUGAACGUAAUGGUUCCUUCGGUUUUGGUGGAUUUUGGAAUGUGAAAAGUUUUGAUUUCUUAUUCGCCGUUAAA